CCCUCCACCUCUCGUUCCUCCUCACCCGGCCGUGAGCUCAAACACAAAUCCAGUCCUGAUACAACCACAAGUUCUGAAGCAGCGAGCAAGUCGACAGGAAAGCCCAAAAAGGACAACGGAAGGAAAAAAUUGUUUGGGAGAAAGCAUCGUGCCAGCAUCGAGUCAAGUCUGGACCAUCAUCCAGAGGAACAGCAGCGUGUCCCCCUCUCCCUUCCGCCCCCCUCUCCCCUUCCCACCAUCACUGACAGCUCACACAGACCUUGGGAAGAGAUGAACAGCAUGGUGAAAAAGUUGCAAGAAACAGUCACGAAACUGGAGAAUGAGCACAAAAUAAUUCACGCAAGCAUG
Geodia barretti is the source of this 348-nucleotide messenger RNA. The record is from the annotation of a GenBank genome assembly. NCBI's taxonomy places the organism in Eukaryota, Metazoa, Porifera, Demospongiae, Tetractinellida, Geodiidae.